AUGAUUAAAUCAACGAACUCAAUAUACCAGCUGGACUUCCCGGCCAACUCCACACUUUCACCGAUUCGGGAGAGCGGACAAAGCUUUUUUGCCAGUGUGAAUGGCUCCCAGAGCGCUGAUGGGCUUAAAACCAACAAAAUUCCUACCGGAAACCCUUACUCCAGAUCAAUAUGGAAUUCAGAAAACGAAUACAAGUGCAACGCCAAACAACUUAAAAAACUGGCCGCCAAACAACAAAAAUCGCCUGCUUUGGAAGCCGAAGUAUCGUUGUCAAAAACUUCGCCUGCACCGUCACCGACGGAACAGCAUCACAUUGAUGACACACAGGGGAGGAGAGAAGAUUCAAAAAAAGCAUUCACAGGGGAUGAAUUUUUCCAUGCAUUUUACCAAAUGUUACAUAACGAAGAGGAAUACUCAUAUGUCACCGACGCUUUGAAUAUGAUAUACCGAAAAGAACUUCACAACAACAGAAAAUUCGGAGAGAAGUUGAUACGCCUCAGCUCCAAUGAGGAAAUUUUGCUGUUCGGUAACAUCGACACAAUAUCACAAUUGAGCAGAAUACUCACUAAAAUUUUGAAAAAUUACGUCAAGACAUGCUGUUUAUCAGGUACUGACAUGGAAGACUGGGGAGGAUUUGGUUUACGUCUCGCUGUUCCCCAGGAAUUUACGAAUAUAUUUGACCCAUCAGACUUUCUUGAUUCUCACCUGAACAAAAUCAAAUCCACUUACCAUGCAUAUUUUUCUAGUCACAAAAAACAAAUAGAGCUGCUUACCGCUCUAAAACGAAACAAACGCUCUUUAUUCUACAAAUGGUACGAAAUUUGCCUAAAGAAAAGCGAUUUUUUACGCAUAGAAGAUAUUAUAGACGCCCCAAUGAAACGGGCUGAGGAAUUCUAUGAAGAUAUUUCCAAUGUAGUAUUCCAUGCCGAAAACUACCUGUUACCUGAAAAUGUGAGAAAGUUAACCCUGUUCCAGAAGCGAUAUUUUGAGUUUUUGAGAGAAGCGAGAUCUUUGCUUAUCUCCGAAGCCGCAAUCUCGGGCCAGAGUUAUUCGAGACCUUCAUCAGGCCAAAACGAACCUCAUCUUUUGGUUCCAGCUAGCGACAAUUCGUGUCGAUCUAGUGAUACACAUUUUUCGCUAUCGUCCAGCAGGUACUCUGAUCAUUCCGGUAACGAAGCACGCAGUGAUCCCGAAGUUGUAGAAAGUACCUCGAAAGCUGUUGAUAUUGAAAAAGAGAUACCGACACUUAAUGACUGCAUAUGGAGAUUCAAACAAAUAGAGAAGCAUCUUGCGAAGUUGGAAAAAGAGAUAAUGUCGGUCGAUCUAGCUGCAAUAUUGGAUAAGAACUUAAAGCAAGCGGAAGAAUGGCGUAAAAUAUUCGAGUUCGAGCCUGCUAGUCAGCUUUUCACCGAGCACGCAAAUGUGGAGUCCAUCUACACAACUUACGUAAAUAAAAUCCAUCAGCAGAGGCAGGACGUAAUGCUUUUGAAGCUAAAAGACAUCCAAACACUGAUUUUGGAACCUUUGUCUCAGUUGCGCAAACUCUGCGAGCCAGUGGACACCAAAGUGAAGGACUUGAGAACUCUAAAAAAAGACUUCAUUUCGUUUCUCAAGUCUAAAGAUGCUCGCGAUAUUAGAAUGGAGAUAGUUGCCAUACAUUUUAAAGAGCUGCAGGCUCAGCUAUUGGAUGAACUUCCAUUAUUUUUGAAACUUAUCACGAAACUCACUCGCUCGCUGCUGAUAGGGUACAAUCAAAGUAUGAUGAAUUAUAUGGAAAUUCUAUGUGGAGGGAAAAGACUUCUACAGCGAGAACUGAGGCUGCUCGAGACCGGUGAACGAGAGCCUGGUGAUAACUUUGAUAUCCUCCAACAGUUUUCAUCCUCCAGAUUCUACGCUAAACAAUUGAUUCGAGAAAACUGGAAUUGUCAUGGUAGGGCGGUGGAAAGUCGGGCUGUUCGCCGAUUGUUUGAACUGUGA
This is a messenger RNA of Lachancea nothofagi CBS 11611, 1977 nucleotides long. NCBI's taxonomy places the organism in Eukaryota, Fungi, Ascomycota, Saccharomycetes, Saccharomycetales, Saccharomycetaceae. The record is from the annotation of a GenBank genome assembly.